GGUGCUCCAGAAGGACAACCGCCUCGUGACAUGUCUAGUAAGCGAAUGCAACAGACUCAAGCACAGGUUGAUGAGGUUGUUGAUAUCAUGAGGGUAAAUGUUGAUAAAGUCUUGGAAAGAGAUCAGAAAAUAUCAGAGUUAGAUGACAGAGCAGAUGCAUUACAAGCUGGUGCUUCUCAGUUUGAGGCUAGUGCUGGUAAACUCAAACGAAAAUAUUGGUGGAAAAAUUGUAAGAUGAUGAUUAUUUUGGGAUCAAUAGUGGCUGUAAUUAUAAUUAUUAUAAUUGGUGAGUUUCCAGUCAUUGUGCUCUAUAAUUUCAGUGUAUUAUGUAGAGAUUGA
Molecule: messenger RNA, 339 nt
Organism: Lottia gigantea (owl limpet)
Lineage: Eukaryota; Metazoa; Mollusca; Gastropoda; Lottiidae
Exons: 4
Biological process (GO): vesicle fusion; vesicle-mediated transport
Cellular component (GO): SNARE complex; plasma membrane
Molecular function (GO): SNAP receptor activity; syntaxin binding
Source: RefSeq, a predicted model, not a curated record